This is a messenger RNA of Oryzias melastigma (Indian medaka), 825 nucleotides long. RefSeq names its product NADH:ubiquinone oxidoreductase core subunit S8b (gene ndufs8b). Gene Ontology annotation, cellular component: membrane. Gene Ontology annotation, molecular function: NADH dehydrogenase activity; 4 iron, 4 sulfur cluster binding. The record is from RefSeq and is a predicted model, not a curated record. Gene Ontology annotation, biological process: mitochondrial respiratory chain complex I assembly; mitochondrial electron transport, NADH to ubiquinone. The transcript has 6 exons. NCBI's taxonomy places the organism in Eukaryota, Metazoa, Chordata, Actinopteri, Beloniformes, Adrianichthyidae. Bases 155 to 796 code for a protein of 213 amino acids.
AUGCACCAUGACGUUGACGUUCCCUCGAGGAUUUGGAACUCCAGAUUAACGACUUUAAUCAAACUGUGCUCUCAUCUUCGUUAGGUCUCUUUGUUUAAAGAUUUUUUUUUAAUUCAUUUAUUAUUUCAUUUUUGUAUUUAUUUGGCCCACACAGAUGUCUGCCACAUUGAGUCUGCGUGUUCUGCGUUGCUGCUCUAAGCAAGGUACUUUUGGAUUCGGCCCUGGAGUCCUCAUGCGUACAUUCAGUGUUAGUAUGCAGAAAGAUGGGUAUAAGUAUGUCAAUGCUCAGGAGCUGCCUACUGAUCUAAGAUCCAUAACUGACCGUGCAGCCACAACCCUGCUUUGGACUGAACUCUUUAGAGGCCUGGGGAUGACCAUGAGCUACCUGUUCCGUGAACCUGCAACCAUCAACUAUCCAUUUGAAAAGGGCCCUCUGUCGCCUCGCUUUCGUGGCGAGCACGCCCUUCGCCGAUACCCUAAUGGAGAAGAGCGUUGCAUUGCUUGUAAACUGUGUGAAGCCAUCUGCCCUGCUCAGGCCAUUACUAUUGAGGCUGAGACUCGAGCUGACGGCAGCAGGAGAACUACCCGCUAUGACAUCGAUAUGACAAAGUGCAUCUAUUGUGGUUUCUGCCAGGAAGCUUGUCCUGUUGAUGCCAUUGUUGAGGGUCCGAACUUUGAGUUUUCCACAGAGAGCCACGAGGAGCUACUGUACAACAAGGAAAAGUUGCUCAACAAUGGGGACCGAUGGGAGGCAGAGAUAGCAGCCAACAUACAAGCAGACUAUUUGUACAGAUGAACUUUUUGCAGUAGCAAUCUGAAUUUAAA